Messenger RNA from Procambarus clarkii (red swamp crayfish), 1041 nucleotides. NCBI's taxonomy places the organism in Eukaryota, Metazoa, Arthropoda, Malacostraca, Decapoda, Cambaridae. The record is from RefSeq and is a predicted model, not a curated record.
AUGGUGACAGUGUCUCCGGUGACUGUGGCGAUGGUGACAGUGUCUCCAGUGACUGUGGCAAUGGUGACAGUAUCUCCAGUGACUGUGGCGAUGGUGACAGUGUAUCCAGUGACUGUGGUAAUGGUGACAGUGCCGAUGGUGACAGUUUCUCCUGUGACAGUGUCUCCGGUGACUGUGGCGAUGGUGAAAUUGUCUCCAGAGACUGUGGCGAUGGUGACAGUGUCUCCAGUGACUGUGACGAUAGUAAUAGUGUCUCCAGAGACUGUGGCAAUGGUGACAGUGUUUCUAGUGACUGUGACGAUAGUGAUAGUGUCUCCGGAGACUGUGGCAAUGGUGACAGUGUUUCUAGUGACUGUGACGAUAGUGAUAGUGUCUCCGGAGACUGUGGCAAUGGUAACAGUGACUGUGGCGAUGGUGACAGUGUAUCCAGUGACUGUGGUAAUGGUGACAGUGUCUCCUGUGACAGUGUCUCCGGUGACUGUGGCGAUGGUGAAAUUGUCUCCGGAGACUGUGGCGAUGGUGACAGUGUCUCCAGUGACUGUGGCGAUGGUGACAGUGUAUCCUGUGACUGUGGUAAUGGUGACAGUGACGAUGGUGACAGUGUUUCCAGUGACUGUGGCGAUGGUGACAGUGUCUCCAGUGACUGUGGCGAUGGUGACAGUGUUUCUAGUGACUGUGACGAUAAUGAUAGUGUCUCCAGAGACUGUGGCGAUGGUGAAAGUCUCCAGUGACAGUGACGAUAGUGGUAGUGUCUCCAGUGAUUGUGGCGAUGGUGAAUUUGUCUCCGGUGGGACUGUGGCGAUGGUGACAGUGUUUCUAGUGACUGUGACGAUAGUGAUAAUGUCUCCGGAGACUGUUGCGAUGGUGACAGUGUAUCCAGUGACUGUGGUAAUGGUGACAGUGUCUCCUGUGACAGUGUCUCCGGUGACUGUGGCGAUGGUGAAAUUGUCUCCGGAGACUGUGGCGAUGGUGACAGUGUCUCCAGUGACUGUGGCGAUGGUGACAGUGUCUCCAGUGACUGUGGCGAUGGUGACAGUGUAA